Messenger RNA from Cyprinus carpio (common carp), 3285 nucleotides. Its product is annotated as sodium-coupled neutral amino acid transporter 7. Gene Ontology annotation, molecular function: L-glutamine transmembrane transporter activity; L-histidine transmembrane transporter activity; L-alanine transmembrane transporter activity. Lineage: Eukaryota; Metazoa; Chordata; Actinopteri; Cypriniformes; Cyprinidae. The record is from RefSeq and is a predicted model, not a curated record. Gene Ontology annotation, biological process: amino acid transmembrane transport.
UCUCGCGGUACUUUGAUGUCAUGCACUGAUCGGUCUGCGCAGCGCCGCUUCAAGCCGAACACACCUAUAGCUCCUGCUGCUGUGUAAGCAGAAGAGUAACUCACAGAGCUCAGCGGCAGCCACAUCUUUAUUUAUUUCUGCUCCUCACUGAAAACAUCACACCUGUACUCUUCGGCACAGUACAGCAUCAGCGAAGAACAUAUACAUGAGGUGACAUUUAUCGCAAAACACAACACAAAAGACAGCCUCUCUGUAACUGUAUUGACCCUGUGGAUGUGUGUUAGUCCAGGUGUGUGUGUGCACCUUUUCCCCUUCAAUGGUGGCGGCUCUGACUGACAGCGCAAGUGUUGGCCUCUACUUUUGCCCUGUGGUGUCCCUGUAAGUUUAUCUGAGGGUGUGUGAGAAAAGCAAGCAUCAUGUCGAGGGCUGACAGGGCGAUUAACAGUGAAGCGGGUGACUGGGGAAACAGUGAGGAUGCUGGUGAAAGAGCAUGGCUUUUGCAGAGCCCCAGUGUGGACUCCAUCCAACCACCCAAUCAAUCAGAGGAAAGAAGUGAAGGGACUUCAUCACUCGGGGCUGUUUUUAUUGUGGUUAAUGCUGCUCUGGGAGCUGGACUUCUUAAUUUUCCUGCUGCUUUCAACAUGGCUGGAGGCAUCACAGCCGGAGUGACCCUGCAAAUGUGUAUGAUGGUCUUUAUCAUCACUGGGCUGGUGAUCUUGGCUUAUUGUUCUCAGGUGAGCAAUGAAACAACAUAUCAGGAGGUGAUUCGUGCAGUGUGUGGGAAGGUUCUGGGUGUCAUAUGUGAGCUGGCCAUUGCUGUUUACACAUUUGGCACCUGUAUAGCCUUCCUUAUUAUUAUUGGAGAUCAGUUAGACAAGCUGAUUGGUGCAAUAAAUCAUGAGUCAGAGAAAGCAAUAAGCUCGCACUGGUACACGGAUCGUAAGUUCACCAUCACUUUGACCUCAGUGCUGAUCAUACUGCCUCUGUCCAUACCCAAAGAGAUUGGCUUCCAGAAGUACGCCAGCACCCUGAGUGUUAUUGGCACCUGGUAUGUGACAAUCAUAAUCAUCGUCAAAUACAUCUGGCCCGACAAAGACGUUUCUCCAGGAAUCAUCCCAGUCAGCCCUGCGUCCUGGACCGAUGUGUUCAAUGCCAUGCCAACAAUCUGCUUUGGUUUCCAGUGUCAUGUCAGCAGCGUUCCUGUAUUCAACAGCAUGAAGAAGCCUGAAAUCCGGCCUUGGUGGGCAGUUGUUACAGUCAGCAUGAUCAUCUGCCUCUUUGUGUAUACAGGAACAGGUGUUUGCGGCUUCCUGUCAUUUGGCUCAAGCGUAAGCCAGGAUGUGUUGAUGUCAUAUCCAUCUAAUGACGUUGCGGUGGCCAUUGCUCGAGCCUUUAUCAUCGUCUGUGUUGUUACCUCAUAUCCAAUCCUGCACUUCUGUGGAAGGGCAGUGCUGGAAGGUUUGUGGUUGCGUUUUAAAGGAGAGGUGGUGGAGACAGAUGUAACCAGGGAACGGAGACGAAGGAUACUACAGACACUCGUCUGGUUUUGUCUCACACUGAUUCUUGCUCUCUUCAUUCCUGAUAUAGGACGAGUCAUUUCACUAAUUGGUGGUUUGGCUGCAUGCUUCAUUUUUGUUUUUCCAGGGUUGUGCUUGAUUCAGGCAAAGCUUUCAGAGCAUGACGUCAGAUCAGCCAGUUGGAAGGGAAUCGUGGCCUAUGGGGUUGUUAUGGUUACGAUUGGUGCUUUCAUCUUUGGCCAGACGACUACAAAUGCCAUCUACCAAGAUAUCAUCAAUCAUGCCAACAGCCAAUAGCAGGGGUUGUUGUGACCUCAUGAAUAUGAACCAAUAAAGACAAACUAAAUACAGUGGAAUAAAGAUUGUCCAGAUCAUGUCUACCACUGAGCUCUAUGACGUCUUCAGGAGACUGUUGCAAAUUUCUCAUAUUGUAAAGCGCAGCAGUUCCACAGAAGUUUGCUCCUCUUGAUGUAGUGGAUCACCCACAGCGUGCAGCAUCAAGCUCUGUGCUCUGGCUUUGGUGAAUGGAGGACCCCUGCGACGGAUGCUAUACUUCACUAUUUUCUGAAUGGAUAUUGACAUUGUGUUAAAUCCUCCAGAGUUUGAUCUUCCAAAUAUAGUCUCGUUCUUUUGAAAUGUCAUUUUUGUCCAUUCCCUUUUUUUAAUUUGUAUAUAUUUUUUUAAGAAACUGAUUUUAUGGAGGCCUUAUAUACUUGACAUUGCAAAUGUGGUAAGUGCUCAUAAUGUUUACCCUUAGAAUCUUAUUGCAGACUUUUUUCUUGACGACUUGCACUGCCAAGCAUGUAAUUCUACAGUUCCAUAAGAUCUGAACAGACUAAUAGUGUGUAUGUGUGUGUAUACAUACCACUUUAGACCAGAAGUGACAAUUAUUUAAACUGUAUUUCAGAAAAUUCUUGAUGAAUGAUUUUUACUUUAAUUUGACGUGUUGUUGUUAUUGUUUUAGCUACAUUUUCUGAAUGUGUUUUUCAUUAAGUUGUUGCUAAGGGUGCAAUAAUCUCUGAUUUUAUACGUUCACUGAUACUGGGGUGAGUACAAUGAUGACUAGAUGAAUUUAAGAAUUAUUUUGUUUUUGGAGUUGGGGUGGGGGGGUCUGGUAUUGAAGUGAGUGUGAGAAUGAGAAUUUCUGUAGUAAGUUUCUUUGAACCAUUAAGUUUACCUACGGAAACCAAACAAUUUAAUUGUGUAAGGGUGUUUUCACACCUGUCUUGAUUGGUUCGAUUGAAUCAAACUCAAGUUCACUUCCCCCUUUGGUGCGGAUCUUUUUGGGCAGGUGUGAAUACAGUAGUUGCAUUCGGGUGUGAACCAAACAACCGUACUGAGACCCAGCUGAAGAGGUGAACCAAAUGAACUCUGUUAUGGUUGAAUGGAUAAACCAAUGAAUGGAUGACCUUAAGCACAUGUGUGGUUUUGUUUACAACUUCUGGUUCACUUGCAAAAAGGGCAGUGUGAAAGCGAACUGCACCAAACAAAAACAAACAAAAAAAAAAACAUUGUAGUUGGUCCAGACUAAAGCAAGUGACCUAGCGGACUUUCCUGGUUUGAAUACACCCCUCAGUCACAUUGGUGUGCUGGUGACCCCUUUUAUACCACAUGUUCCAGUUCUCUACUGUGUGUACCUAUAAAAAAAUCCUCAUGGAUUUAAUCAGUAACACUAGAUGCAUAUUUGCUUUCCCACAAUCAUGUAUUAUUGUAUGUUUUACUGUUUCAGUGCAAUCACUAAAGGGAUGUUCAAUGAAAAAUCAACAAA